AUGUUGAUUCUUGCCGCCCAGAACCUCACGACACUCGAUCUGGCAGACCUCGAUCCUGAACUUGUACCAAGAUUUGUCAGCCUUGCUACUGCGCUCAAGUCUAGUAUCAAAGUGCUCCAGGUCUCAGGUAUCUCUUCAGACAACGGACAAACGCUCAAGCCAUUAUUUGAAGUGCUUAGGGAAACAAUUGAAGGUAUCUCAGUGCAAUCCAACUCAGUAAUUGGACAAGUCCUCAACUUGGAGUUUCCGAAACUACGGGUCUUCGAAACUCAGUCUUCUCACUUGCUUACCAAUCUUCUGACUGAAGGCAUCUUCUUGCACUCAAUCGAAGUCCUUGGAAUUGACAUUUGUUCUGUUGAUUAUGAUCAUUUGCUGGCUUGCAAGGCUCGCGGGAUAGGAUGCAUAAAAUUCACCAUGGGCAGGGGAAUAUCUGAGAUGAUGAGCCUAUGA
Puccinia triticina is the source of this 450-nucleotide messenger RNA. RefSeq lists its product as uncharacterized. Bases 1 to 450 code for a protein of 149 amino acids. Lineage: Eukaryota; Fungi; Basidiomycota; Pucciniomycetes; Pucciniales; Pucciniaceae. The record is from RefSeq and is a predicted model, not a curated record. The transcript is spliced from 4 exons.